Rhizophagus irregularis DAOM 181602=DAOM 197198 is the source of this 3882-nucleotide messenger RNA. The record is from RefSeq and is a predicted model, not a curated record. Lineage: Eukaryota; Fungi; Glomeromycota; Glomeromycetes; Glomerales; Glomeraceae.
AUGACUAUUAAAACAUCGAAGCCCAUACCUAAGUUUCCUACAUAUGGUCUACUUCCUAAAGAGGAAACUGAAGCAGCUGCUUUUCUAAAAAAAUAUCCUGAAUAUGACGGUCGUGGAACUGUAAUUGCUAUAUUGGACACCGGUGUUGAUCCUGGUGCAGUAGGCCUGCAAAAAACUACUGAAGGAAAGCCGAAAAUUAUAGAUAUUAUUGAUUGUACAGGAUCCGGUGAUGUCGAUACAAAAACUAUUGUGAAAACAAGUAAGGAGGAAAGUUCGAAGGAAACUUUGCACACUAUAGUAGGGUUAUCAGGCCGAUGUCUUAUUAUUGAUCCAACUUGGGACAAUCCUUCUGGAGAAUUUCAUGUUGGCAUUAAAAGAGCUUAUGAAUUAUUCCCCAAAGAAUUGAUCACGAGAUUAACACAGGAACGUCGACAAAAAUUUGAGUCUGAACACUAUCAAAUUCUUGUUGAAGUACAACAAAAGCUUGCUGCUUGGGAGGAAGCACAUUCUCCUUCAUCGACGCCAACAGAAUCUGAUCUUGCUAUUAAAACUGACCUUGAAGCUAGAUUGGAGGUUCUUAAAGAUGCAUUAAAGAAUUAUGACGAUCCUGGCAUAAUUUUAGAUGUUGUAGCAUUCAAUGAUGGUAGCGAUUGGAGGGUUGUGGUUGAUGUGGAUGAAAGUGGUGACUUGCGAGGUGCUCCACUUUUAACUGAUUACCAUAAGGAACUGCAAUAUCAUAAAUUUAGUCAAGAAGAUUUGUUUAGUUUCUCCGUAAAUAUAUAUGAUGAAGGGAAUAUAGUCAGUAUUGUUACGGCUGCUGGCACUCAUGGGACCCACGUAGCUGCUAUUACUGCGGCAUAUCAUCCUGAAGAGCCAGCACUUAAUGGGGUUGCUCCGGGUGCUCAGAUUAUUUCUCUUAAAAUUGGUGAUACUCGUUUAGGAAGUAUGGAAACAGGCGCGGGAUUGGCAAGAGCUGCUAUUGAGCUUGUCGAAAAAAAGUGUGAUCUCGCAAAUAUGAGUUAUGGUGAGGCAAGUUCUAUCCCAGAUUUCGGCCAUUUUAUUGAAUUAAUUCGUGAUGAAGUUAUCGGCAAAUACGGAUGUAUUUUCGUGAGUAGUGCGGGGAACAGUGGACCUGCUUUGAGCACAAAUGGGUCACCUGGUGGUACAACAAGUGAUGUCAUAGGGGUUGGCGCCUAUGUUUCUCAUUCCAUGAUUCAAGCUGAAUACGCACUACUUGAAUCUGUACCUGAAAGAUCCUAUACUUGGUGUUCUCAGGGUCCUAACACUGAUGGUGAUAUUGGUGUUACAAUUUAUGCUCCUGGAGGUGCAAUAACAUCAACGCCCCUUUAUUCUUUGACAAAGUCUAUGUUAAUGAAUGGCACAUCAAUGUCUUCCCCUAACGCGACAGGAUGUAUUGCAUUACUUUUGUCUGGGCUCAAAGCUGAAAACAAACCGUAUACUCCAUUCAGGAUUAAAAAUGCAAUUUCAAAUAGUAGCAAAUCAAUUAAUGAAAAUUUUGGAGUAGGAUUACUCCAAGUACAAAAAACAUGGGAAUAUCUUAAUACUUAUUACGAUCGAGAAGAUCAAGAUAUUUCAUUUGAAGUUAGAAUAAAUAAUAGCUCUCUAAAAAACCGUGGUAUAUAUUUGAGAGAAGAAAAUGAAACUUCAAGUGUACAAUUAUUUAAUGUAUCUAUCGGACCAAAAUUUAUGAAAGAAAUCGAACCGACAACUGGAGAAAAUAAUUCAAAGAAAUUUGAAUUUGAAACACGAUUGGCACUGGUUUGCACACAACCUUGGGUUCGUUCUCCAGAUUUCUUGCUAAUGGGCAGUCAAGGAAGAUCAUUUGAAGUCAAAGUUGAUCCGACACAAUUAAAUCCAGGCGGAUUUUAUUAUUCUGAAGUUGAAGGCUAUGAUACAACUUGUCCAGAUCGUGGACCUUUGUUUAGGGUACCUGUUACUGUCACUAGACCCAUUAUUUUAUCCAAUUCUAAAGUGUCCUUCAACAAUUGGUCCUUUGGUCCUGGUCAUAUCGAAAGACGAUUUGUAAAGGUUCCUGAUGGUGCAACAUUUGCCGAUUUGACUCUCAAGUUUUCUACGAGUCAGGCCACAUCACCAGCACGUUUCUGGUUACAUAUGAUUCAGUUACUACCGCAAAAAAGAUUUACAGCUCAUGAACGUGUAUAUAUAUUCUCGCUUGGUCAAGGUAGUUAUGGUGAUGGUAAUGGAGAAGAGCAAGUUGAAAAAAAACGAUUUGCUGUUCAUGGUGGAGUAACGAUAGAGAUUUGUUUGGCUCAAUUUUGGUCUAGUUUGGGAAAUCAUACUGUUUCGCUAGAAUUUGUUUUUCAUGGUAUUCAAAUUGCCAACAAUGCGAAUAACGGUGAUACCAUAUAUGUGAAUGGCGGGGAAGCAUACACUCGAAUAGAUGUUGUAACACCAGUCCGAAGAGAGGACGAACUUCAUCCUUCAAUUUCGUUAGAUGUUCUUCGUAAACCAUUGCGUCCAGCCGAAUACUCAUUGAAACCACUAAGUCCUGAUCGUGAUGUUCUUCCGAAUUCCCGAAGAGUAUAUGGUCUUUUGUUAACUUAUAAAUUUAGUACGACUGAUAAGAAUGUAACUUUUACACCAAAGUUUCCUGCAUUCUUUGAUUUAUUAUAUGAUUCUUAUUUUGAGGAUUUCUUUGCAUUUGUUUAUGAUCCGAAUAAAAAGGUUAUUGGUUAUCUUGAUAUCUACGCAAAGAAUAUAAAGCUAGAAACUAAAGGAGAUUAUGUCAUUCGAGCCCAAGUACGUCAUCAUUCACAAGAAAUUUUGGAAAAAUUAAACAAUACAAUAUGCUUUUUGGAAUUUAAUCUUUCAAAAAAGAUUACUCUUGAAGUAUACAAUCAAGUUUCUGAAGUUUUUACAUCCAACAAACCAACUGCAAAUAAGAGAUCCUUGGAAAAAGAUUCUAUAAUAGCAUAUUUCAUUGGAUCACCAACCGAUUAUUCUACCUACCCUAAGGAAGCUAAACCUGGUGAUAUAUUAUCCGGAAAGCUUAACUUUGUGAGUUCAAAUAAAGUUGAUGGUGGUCAAUAUUUGAUCAAUUUGGUAGUUCCGCCUGCCCCUACUAAACCUAAAGAAAUUACUCCAAAUGGUGAUGAAGAAAGUGGAAAAGAAAGUAGUAAAGAUUUAACCGAAGCUAUUCGCGAUCUACAAAUUACUCAUCUGAAAAAAUUUCCAGCAGAAUCUACACAGCGUGCUGAAAUACUUGCAGAACUUGAAAAUAAUCAUCCAACACAUUUGCCAGUCUUUAUAGCUAAAUUAGAUUUAUUAUUGGAAUCUGACGAAACUCUAUCUCCUGAAACUGCUAAUAAAGUUUUGGAGGUUGCAGACGAAAUAUUAAAGAAAGUUGAUUUAACAGAAUUAGCACAAUAUUAUGGUAUUAAACAGGAAGGAAAUAUUAAUGAAACAGCUAAAAAGAAAAAAAAAGAGAAUGAUGAAAAAAAGAAAGCAGUUGUAUCAGCUUUACGUGCGAAAGCUCAAGCAUUGGCAGCUCUUGCAAGUGAUUCCACAUCAUCAUCAUCAAAUAUCGCAGCAACACGGUUCGAAGAAACUUAUAAAGCACUUGCGCAAUGGUGGGAUGCUACACCACCAACAUCAGAUUUUAAGAAUUUACUUACUUAUAUUAUUCGUGAACGUCGUGCAAAUCGAUAUGGUAAUGCACUUAAAGCUCUUAAUAAAUACUUAAGUGAAAGUAGUCUUACUAAUGAUAAUACAAAAGAUUAUGAGAAAGCAUUAGGAAUUAAGAUUGAAUUGUAUAAAGAUGCUGAGUAUACUGUUUGGGAAAAUUAUGAGAGGAAAAUGAAGUUUAUUAGAAUACCUCCAGGUGGAUAUGCACCUUUUUAA